AUGCAUUAUCGACCAAGAUUCACUCUCUUGAUCAAUGGUGGUACAGAAGGUUUUUUUGCAGCUAAGAGAGGCCUCAUGCAGGGGGACCCUAUGUCCCCUCUUUUGUUUAUCCUGUGUAUGGAUUAUCUGACAAGAAUCCUAACUUACAUAGGAGAGCUGCAAGAGUUUAAGUUCUUUACUGGUUGUGCAAGCAUGAAGCUCAAUCACUUACGCUUUGCAGAUGACUUCUUGUUAUUUUGCAAAGAGGAAGCUAAAUCUGCUUAUCUCUUGUUGCAAGGGCUCCAGUUAUUUUCCGAGUCUUCAGGGCUAAGAGCUAAUAAAAGCAAAUCUGCCUUAUAUCACACUGCCAUGGAGGAAUGUGAAGUCACAAGAAUUAAACAAUUCUCUGGGUUUGUUAAUGAUGAGUUAACUUUUAGGUACCUGGCGGUACCAAUAAGCUCUAAAACUCUCAAAGCUGCUGAUUGUGAAGCUCUGGUUGAUAAAAUGACAUUGAGAAUCAGAAUAUGGAGCACUAGGAGCCUUUCUUUUGCAGGGAGAGCUCAACUUAUAAACUCAGUUCUACUAAGUGUGCAUAGCUAUUGGGGUCAUAUAUUUGUUCUCCCUAUUGCUAUUCUAAACAAAAUCAAUGAAGUGUGUAGACACUUUCUAUGGAGUGGGGCUCCAGCAGGAGCUAGCUGGAUAGUGAAGCAUCUAUGUAAAGUGAGAGAUGAUCUUAGAGAGGUUGGGAUGCAGAACUGGAGCUAUAAUAAGAAGUAUUCCAUCAGUGAAGUUUACACUCAGAUGACUGAAGAACAACCUGUAGUCCCAUGGGUUAAAGAAGUGUGGAAUAGAAUGUCAAUGCCUAAACACAAGUUUAUUACAUGGCUUGGGGUACAUGACAGACUAAAAACAAAAGAGAGGCUCUUCCAAUACCACAUUAGCCCUGAUGAUUUAUGUUGCUUGUGUGGGAAUGCUUCUGAGUCUACUGCACACCUUUUCUUUGGGUGUAUAUUCAGUACACAGUUAUUGAAGGAGGUUCUUAGAUGGGUUGGAGUUUGUUAUUAG
This is a messenger RNA of Beta vulgaris subsp. vulgaris (sugar beet), 1044 nucleotides long. RefSeq lists its product as uncharacterized. The transcript is spliced from 2 exons. NCBI's taxonomy places the organism in Eukaryota, Viridiplantae, Streptophyta, Magnoliopsida, Caryophyllales, Amaranthaceae. The record is from RefSeq and is a predicted model, not a curated record. Bases 1 to 1044 code for a protein of 347 amino acids.